CUCUCUCUUCCACAUUUACGCUCCCUUUUUCAUCAUCAAGUACUUGCUGAUAUCAUAUAGGCACCGAAGAACAGCCUUUUUCCUUUGCUUUUCCUAUGGCCUAAAACUUCUCUGCUUUAUUUCACUUCAACGUGUAUACAUAACCUCAAAGUCUGUUCCAUUCAACAGUAGUACGCUCAUUGUUUCCGAGUGUAACUACGUUGUGCUGUAAAGAUAUGGGAAACUGCCAAGCAGCUGAAGCAGCAACCGUGGUUAUUCACCACCCAGGGAACAAGAUCGAGAGGAUUUACCACCCUGUUAGUGUCAAUGAAAUCAUGACCUCAAAUCCAGGGCAUUACAUUGCACUUGUGCUAACCUCGCCCACGUCGAAAAACCAACAUGGGAUGCCUUUGAAGCAACUCAAGCUUUUAAAACCAGAUGACACACUAUUAAUCGGCCAUGUCUAUCGACUCAUUAGCUUUGACGUAGAUGUUAUGAAAGAGUUUGCGGCAAAGAAGUGCGCGAAGCUUGGGAAACUGUUGAAAGAAAGAGGAGGGAUUGGGGUUGGGAUGGAGUUGAAGAGAAAGGAUUUGCCAAAUGCUUCCGAUCUGAAACCCAAACUGAAUCCCAAAUCUGGGAACUGCAGUUCGGUUAUUGAGGUGAAGCAGGAAGUUAACAGACAGGGAAGCAGUGGUGGCAGCAGAAGUAGGUAUAUGGGAAGGCAUCAUGGUGGAGGUGGUGCUGGGGGUGGGGGGCAAUGGAGGCCAGCUUUGCAGAGCAUUGCAGAGAUUGGGACUUGAACUCAAAUAGCUUUCAUAUCUCUAUUCCAGGACCAUUGCAGGCUUUCCCCUUUGUCAUUUCUCUCCUCAGUCCCAACUCCCCUACAACCAAUAAAAAGCAAGCAAACAACUAUAUAAAGCCAUAGACAUAACAAUCCAUCCUUUCACUCUUCCCAAUGCCUUCCUAGUAUUUAUGUUUUGAUGUAAAACCAUAUUAAUCACUUAGAACAUCAAUGAAUGUAAUGAACCACUUUCUAUCUCAACAUCGAAACUCAAUAUUUCCAA
Molecule: messenger RNA, 1043 nt
Organism: Gossypium raimondii (Peruvian cotton)
Lineage: Eukaryota; Viridiplantae; Streptophyta; Magnoliopsida; Malvales; Malvaceae
Exons: 3
Coding region: 216-779 (187 amino acids)
Source: RefSeq, a predicted model, not a curated record